AGACUCUGGCCUUACUUCUCCCACCACAGACUUGGAAGCAACUCCAGAGGCUCCUCCAAGAUGUUGGUGGUCCUGCUUACAGCAGCCUUGUUGGCCCUGAGCUCAGUUCAGAGAGCAAAUGCAGAGAUCAUCAGUGAAGACGCUUCUGCUCAGCUCUUAGAGGAAGAGCAAAAAAGCCAGGGCAAAGGUCAACAGCAUCAGAAAGAUGAGGAAGGUGAAGAACCUGGAGAUGAUGAGGAUGACGAUGGGGAAGAAAAACCACCACAGAAACCACCACAUCAUCCUCGCCCUCCAAAACCUGGAAAACCACAUGGCCCACCCCAGGAGGGAGAUCAGGAGAAACCCCGCCCUCCUAAACCUGAAAAACCAGAAAAACCAGAAGGCCCACCUGAGGAGGGCGAUGGCGGUGAUGACAAUGGCAACGACAAUGGUGACGAUGGCAACUGAGGUGAUGAAUAGGAGAAUUAGACAUCAGUUACCUUUAAUGUCAUUUCAAAGAAGCAAUGAUGUUUUAAGAGAAACUUCAACACUCCAAUAAAAUAUUUAGCAUGC
Molecule: messenger RNA, 552 nt
Organism: Microtus oregoni (creeping vole)
Lineage: Eukaryota; Metazoa; Chordata; Mammalia; Rodentia; Cricetidae
Product: proline-rich proteoglycan 2-like
Exons: 4
Coding region: 61-447 (128 amino acids)
Source: RefSeq, a predicted model, not a curated record